Messenger RNA from Exserohilum turcica Et28A, 1236 nucleotides. RefSeq lists its product as uncharacterized. Bases 1 to 1101 code for a protein of 366 amino acids. The transcript is spliced from 6 exons. The record is from RefSeq and is a predicted model, not a curated record. Gene Ontology annotation, molecular function: arylformamidase activity. NCBI's taxonomy places the organism in Eukaryota, Fungi, Ascomycota, Dothideomycetes, Pleosporales, Pleosporaceae.
AUGGCCGACCUCAAAAACACCGCUAGUCAGCGCUUGGUUCAGAUAAAGGAUUUUCUAACCAUGAAUAAAACGGCAUCAAAAGUACCAUGGGACCCCAAUAAUACCAUAUUCCCCACACGAAAAGAGCUCCCGGAGAUUCCGGGAGCCCCCAAAGAGGCUGCUUGGGUCUGGGGCGAGAACGAUCACAUUGGGCGUCUGAACCUCCUGACACCGGCCCGGGUGGCUGCGGCUACCAAAGAGAUCAAGACUGGAGAAAUUGUGCCCGUCAACUUACCUCUCAACGUACCUAGCGUACCCGCGUUCGGCCGUGAAGUCUUCCAACACGAGAUCAAGACUUUAGCCGAAGGAUACGCCUACGAUGACUUGUAUCAUAUGAAUACUCAAAGCGGCACUCAAUGGGAUGGCUUUCGGCAUUUCGCGCAUAUGCUGACUGGCUCUUUUUACAACGGCACGAAAGGCAGUGACAUUACAGGGCCAGAUGCAAACCACAAGUGCUCAAUCCACUACUGGGCUGAACACGGCAUUGCCGGACGGGGUAUUCUUCUAGACUACAGGGGCUAUGCGCACAAGAAAGGCAUCAACUAUGACCCGUUUGACUACUAUCCCAUUUCCUGGGAGGAGCUAUACCAGUGCGGCAAGGAACAAGGAGUAGACAUUCGGCCGGUUGCUCAGGGAGGCGACAUCAAGCCUGGAGACAUGCUUUUUGUCCGUAGCGGAUGGAAGGAAGCCUACGACAGCAAGAGCGAUGAAGACAGGGCCAAAGCUGCACUCCGCCAUGGCUCCGGUAAAAAUGGAGAAGACGGACUGCGAUACGCCGGUCUCAGUCAAGAAGAAAAGAUUCUAGAUUGGCUUCACGACUGCUAUUUUGCGACUGUAGCAGGCGAUGCUCCAGCAUUUGAGGCUUGGCCAACACACGAAGACUAUCAUCUCCACGAGUAUAUUCUUGCUCUCUGGGGAAUGCCACUCGGCGAAAUGCUGGAUCUUGAGAAGCUUGCCCAGACGUGUCGCGAGAGGGGGAGGUGGUUCUUUUUCUUCUCUUCUGCGCCCGCCAAUUGCCCUGGCGGAGUGAGCUCUCACGUGAAUGGUACAGCGAUAUUCUAAAGUGUUAGUACGCGGCAUUGGGCAAGGUGAUAUGGUAUUGAAGUCGCGACAAAAAAACGAAAAUUCAAGAAAAGUUGGUUGAUUUUAGUAGUUGCUUCACCGAAUAAAUUGGGUGAAUUUCCUUAUAUAUCGCGU